Messenger RNA from Osmerus eperlanus (European smelt), 12983 nucleotides. RefSeq names its product cut-like homeobox 1a (gene cux1a). The record is from RefSeq and is a predicted model, not a curated record. Gene Ontology annotation, biological process: regulation of transcription by RNA polymerase II. Lineage: Eukaryota; Metazoa; Chordata; Actinopteri; Osmeriformes; Osmeridae. Gene Ontology annotation, cellular component: nucleus. Gene Ontology annotation, molecular function: RNA polymerase II transcription regulatory region sequence-specific DNA binding; DNA-binding transcription factor activity, RNA polymerase II-specific.
UUUGCGAGGACUCCCCCUCCUUUCUACUGAACUCCAGCCCCUCGCGCUCUCUCUAUCAGCCUCUCACUCCGUCUCAAUAUGUCUCAAGAUGGCGGCCAAUGCGGGAUCGAUGUUUCAAUAUUGGAAGCGCUUUGAUUUACAGCAGUUGCAGAGAGAACUGGACGCCACCGCCACAGCCCUGGCCAACAGACAAGAUGAGAGCGAGCAGUCCAGGAAAAAACUCAUCGACCAGAGCCGCGAGUUCAAGAAAAACACACCAGAGGAUGAACGGUGACGUUUAAAACCACUAUUAUCCGGUCUACAAAGGUUAAUCGACGCCGUGAGUAAAAGGAGUAAGGAGUCCGAGGCCGCCUUCCUGAAUGUGUACAAGAGAUUAAUCGAUGUCCCAGAUCCGGUCUCAGCUCUGGAGGCUGCCCAGCAGCUGCAGCUGAAGGUCCAGAAGAUGCACGACAUCGAGACGGAGAACCAGACCCUGCGUGAGACGCUCGAGGGCUACACCAAGGAGAGCGCCGAGGUCAAGAACCACGAGGUGACAAUUAAAGCACUUAAGGAGAAGAUUGAGGAGUAUGAAAGGACACUGAAGAGGCAGACCAAGGAACAGGGCCAGGAGGAGGGAGCCGAGGAGGGAGGAGAAGGAGAACGGAAGGAGGAGGAGGAGGCGGCAAAGGAGGGCGAGGAGAAGCUUCACAACGACCACGCCGAGGAGACGAGUGAGCACCAGGAGAGCAAAGCCUCUGUGGAAUCAAGGCUGGAAGAGACAGAUAUCAAGGCUCAGUCCCUACAGACAGCCCUCGACGCAACUCAGGCUGAGCUUCUGGAUCUGAAGAGCAAGUAUGAUGAGGACACGACAGCAAAGUCCGAUGAGAUCGAGGCGGUGAUGUCAGACUUGGAAAGAGCCAAUCAGAGGGCCGAGCAAGCCGAGAGGGAGGCGGAGGCGCUCCGGGAGCAGCUGACGUCCGCCAACAAGUCCCUGCAGCUCGCCACUCAGAUCCAGAAGGCUCCUGACAUGGUGGGCCCUGGGGAGGUGGAGCUGAACGCCAAGGAGCGCGAGGUGGGCCGGCUGGCGGAGGACGUCCAGCGGCUCCAGGGCCAGCCUGGCCAAUCCGCUGAGAACUCGGCCUCCCAGAUCAGCCUGCUGGAGCAGCAGCUCUGCACCAAGGAGUCCUCGGUCAAGCAACUGGAGGAGAAACUCCAGAAGCAGGCAGACUAUGAAGACGUCAAGAAAGAGCUCAGUGUCCUCAAGUCCAUGGAGUUUCGCUCAACAAACUGCUCCUCGGCGCAGGACACGAAGCCUCUGGAUCUGUUGCUGUUGGAAAAGACUCGGAGCCUGAAGUCUGAGAGUCCCUCUCUGCGCCUGGCUAACAGUGAGCUGAGUGGUGGGACCGGUCGAAAGGUCAAAGAGUCGUCGGAGGGUCAACAGCGUCUUCCCGCCACGUCGAUGGCCACCAACCUGCAGGGUCCCCCCCCCCCUCCCUCGUCCCUCCACCUGCGGACGGGCGCCGGCACGGACCCGGGCCCGGCCGCCGGCGCCGCCAACGGCACCCACCACUUCUCGCCCACGGGCGGCGGCCUGGGCGGCCAGGACUUCUUCGGCUCGUCCUCGCUGGCGUCGGGCACCGCGUUCCCCCUGGCGGGCAAGGUGGCGCUCAACUCCCUGCUCCAGCGGCAGCUCAUGCAGACCUUCUACUCCAAAGCGCUCCAGGACUCCGUCUCCGGCUCGGGCCCCACCCUGCUCUUCUCCCCCGCCCACUACCCCGCCCCCAACUCCCUCUCGUCCAGCCCCCUGCCCCCCCACCAGCAGCCCCAGGGCCAGCACCCGUCGGCUGGGAGCCCCGACGUCAACGGCCUGGCUCCGUCGCCCAGCCAAUCGGAGGGGGCCGGGAGCGCGUCGGAGGGCGAGGACAUGGACACGGCCGAGAUCGCCCGGCAGGUGAAGGAGCAGCUGAUCAAGCACAACAUCGGCCAGAGGAUCUUCGGCCACUACGUCCUGGGGCUGUCCCAGGGGUCGGUCAGCGAGAUCCUGGCUCGGCCCAAGCCCUGGAGCAAGCUGACCAUCCGGGGGAAGGAGCCCUUCCACAAGAUGAGGCAGUUCCUGUCGGACGAGCAGAACAUCCUGGCCCUCCGCAGCAUCCAGGGGAGGCAGAGAGAGAACCCAGGCCAGAACCUGAACAGAGUGUUUCAGGAGGUUCCGAAGCGAAGAACCGGCUCCGAAGGUUCCUCGAGGCCAGGGAACAUCACCACGCGGAUCCGGACCCCCGAAAGCGGCUCGGACGAGGCCAUCAAGUCCAUCCUGGAGCAGGCCAAGAGAGAGCUGCAGGUGCAGAAGGCCGAUGGUGUGGAGGAGCGACAGCGACGAACAGGUUACCCAAGAAGCAUGGGCAACUAUUUCGCAAAAUAUGCACAAAGUCUCAAUUUUGUAGACUCCUCCCAGCCCCCUCCCUCGUCCAGCGGGGCUGGCUCCAUCGGCGGUGGGGGCUCCAGCUCGGACGAGACCAUCCGCUCCAUCCUGGAGCAGGCCCGCCGGGAGAUGGAGGCCCAGCAGGCAGCCCUGGAGCCCAUCCUCAAGGCCUCCUCCAUGGGCCCCUCCGACCUGGCCCUGCUGUCCCCCAAGCUGCUGGGCGCCCCCGGCCUGCCCCCCUCCUACUCCCCCCUGGCCCUCUCCCUCAAGAAGCCCUCCAUCCCGCCUUCCUCUUCGCCUUCCUCCCUCCUGGACUUCCAUUCGGCCAUGGUGAAGAAGGAGGGCGCAGAGGUGGCGGUGGGCGACGGCGGGGGAGGGAUGCUAUUGGACAGCGGGACCAAGCAGGGGCGGGGCUCCUGGAGGGACCAAUGGUGGAGCAGCAUGCACCCGAGCGGGCGGGGCGUGUCGGCGAGCGGGAACGAUGACGCGCGGAGUCAGGAGGACAGCAAGGAGAAGCCUCCCAGGCUGGCCGGCUCCUCCUCGACUGCUGCCCCCUCCUCCUCCUCCCUGGACUACUGGAAGGACUGGCCGCGGGCCGAGUCCCCGUACUCCCAGGCCGGCUCCGAGCCCCAGGGCCCCAGCCGGGCCGACACCCCCCAGAGCAGCCCCUCGCCCCUGGGCUUGGUGUCCGGCCUCGGCCCCUUAGGACCGCUUUUGGCUCCAGGAGCCGGAGCCGCCGCCGCCGGGAAAACGGCCAAGCCGGUGGUGGCGCCACUCACGCCCGAGCAGUACGAGUUCUACAUGUACCAGGAAGUGGAGACGGCCGAGCUGACGCAGCAGGUCAAAGACAAGCUGGCCAAGAAUGGCAUCUGUCAGCGCAUCUUCGGAGAGAAGGUGCUGGGCCUGUCUCAGGGCAGUGUGAGCGACAUGCUGUCUCGACCCAAGCCCUGGAGCAAGUUGACCCAGAAGGGCCGGGAGCCCUUCAUCCGUAUGCAGCUGUGGCUCAACGGAGAGCUGAGCCAGAACGUGCUGCCGUUACAGGGCCAGCCACAAGAAAACACCCCAAAGACCUCUGCCAGCUGCAGCCCCGCCCCGGAGUCGCCCCUGAGCUCGGCCGAGGAGUCCGUCAAGAGCCUGGGCGAGCAGGCGGGCGGGGCGGGCGGGGGAGGGGGGGCCCGCGAGCCCCCCGCCAGGGAGCCCAGCGAGCCGUCCGAGUCGCAGCCCGGCACGCCGCUGCCCGUGCCCGGACACUCGGGCCUCAGCAUCCAGGAGAUGGUGGCCAUGUCGCCGGAGCUGGACACCUACGUCAUCACCAAGAAGGUCAAGGAGGUGCUCACCGACAACAACCUCGGUCAGCGCCUGUUCGGGGAGACCAUCCUGGGAUUGACCCAGGGCUCGGUGUCGGACCUCCUGGCCCGCCCCAAGCCCUGGCACAAGCUCAGCCUCAAGGGCCGGGAGCCCUUCGUCCGCAUGCAGCUGUGGCUGAGCGACCCGCGCAACGUGGAGAAGCUCAUGGACAUGAAGCGCAUGGAGAAGAAAGCCUACAUGAAACGGCGCCACAGCUCAGUGAGCGAGAGCCAGGGCGGCGACGGGGGCCUGUCGGGGGGCGACUUCAGCCAGGGCGGCAGCCCCCAGCACGGGGCCCACCUCCACCCCCACCCCCAGCAGCAGCAGCAGCAGCAGCCCCCCCAGCAGCACCUGAAGAAGCCCCGCGUGGUGCUGGCCCCCGAGGAGAAGGAGGCGCUGAAGAGGGCCUACCAGCAGAAGCCAUACCCCUCCCCCAAGACCAUCGAGGAGCUCGCUUCCCAGCUCAACCUGAAGACCAGCACCGUCAUCAACUGGUUCCACAACUACAGGUCUCGUAUCCGACGGGAGCUGUUCAUCGAGGAGAUCCAGGCGGCGGCCGGCGAGGGCGGCUCUCCGUCCACCAGGGCGGGCAAGGCCAGCGAGGGCGACAGCUGCGACGGCACGGAGUCGGACGGCACGGUGGAGGGCCGCCCCGGCCCGGAGCACGCGGGGGGCGGCGGAGGGGGAGGAGCCUCCGAGGGGGAGGGCGGGCCCGACCACAGGGACGACGGCGGCACGGCCGGCACCGCAGGUACCAGCGGCCACCACAAGGGCGGCGCCCUGGACAGCCUGUUCAGCUUCCCGGACGGCGGCCAUCUUUCCGCCGCCGCCCGCAACCCCCGAGACAGCAGCCUGCGCAAGAAGAAAGCAGCCAACCUAAAUAAUAUCAUCCACCGCCUGGAGAAGGCCGCCAGCAAAGAUGAGCCCCAUGAAUGGGAGUUCUAAUACAGGCCCUCACAGCCCAUACACCUGGGAAGAAAGAGUUGCUAUUUUUCUAGUGCCCUGACUGCACAGUCCAAGGCCAAGCCUGGUGCAGUGCUGCCAGACAAGGAACUGGCGUCUUUUAAGACUUUUUCAUAUCAAAGAGGGUGUCGAGAUUUUUGGGGGAGUUGAAACUAACCGAUGACAGCAACCUGGUUUUGUUUCGGAUGAAUCGAAAGCACUUAAGACAGCCCUGCUGGCCACAGGGCCUGAACACCACCGGCCAAAGGUGCGAAAGAGACGAGAGAGAAUGCGCUACUCACAAAGAAGCGGCACUUCACAGGAGAAAACUGUCUAGAAAAGCAAUUUUGUGUUUUAUUUGUGUUUGUGUGUGUGCGUGUGUGUUUGUGUGUGUUUCCCUUUGAGAGAUUUAUCGCCACCUCAAAGUUUUUCUAACCUUGUUCGCUCAGUGAGUUUUCACCACAUCAAGCAGACUAAACUGUUACAAUGUUCCUCCCCUUUUUUUCCCCUGUUUUCUAUGGGGUUCUACUCCAUUGCAGUUGUUUGACGUUUUCUGUAAGGACUGUCCGAGAGAAAUUACAUCAAAAAGCCAAGCGCUCAGGAACUAGCGCUUGCAAGACAGAGGAACUUACGUCGAACCCAACCUUCCCUUCCGAGCCCCAAAAGUCACCAUCUAAUGGUGAUGGAACUCUUAAUACGCUAUGAACUACAAGGAAUCAACUUUCUUUUUUUUCUCAAAUUCUUUUCUCCUAUGGGAAAGAAAAAAAACAUCACCUUUUAUAGCAAUUUGGUUGCCACUAAGAGAUUGCACAGUCGGUCGACUCUAAACAAUGCUAGUUUUGAUUCCUGAAUAUUUGGAAAAAAGUGAAAAUACUAAUUAUCAAUUGUUGAGAAAAAUGGUGAAGAAAUAUCACUUUAAUUCACAAUUUUCUGCGUUCACCAUAGAAAUGCAACGGUCAUGUCGGGAAAAAGGUAAAAAUCUGAAAAAAUUUGUGGUAGCUGACUUAGUGUUUUCUCGUGAGUGAUCUAGAAGCUCUUUGAAAAGUAGUGCACAUUUCUUUCAUAGCUUUAACCGACUUCUGGAGACGCCAUUUCGGUGACUCCGGCAGUGUUUGUUUAAUACACUCCAUUUUAGGCCAAAAUCAGGUUUGAGAAAAAAACUAAAAAGACAAAGACAAAAAACAAAAACAAAGGUAUACAAGUUUGUGGAAAAGAGAACUCGUGUUCAGUCAAGAUAUUUUUGAAAAGAAAAGAACAGAAUCUGCUUUUUAACCUCUUUAACCACAUAAACCACACUAUUGAGACCUCAGAACUGGGGGCGGGCAGUGGAGCCGAUGGCCUUCACAGACUGGCCCUCGGAGGAGAGGCUUGCGUUUCAUUGGGUGAAAAAGCCAGGAGAUGCACAGCUCACUUUACUGUAUAUUCCAAGCUUCAGGCUCUCUAUCUCUCCACUCUUUACCGGCGGUUGUGUGUAUAUAUGUACAUUGUAAAAAACAAAAGACAAGACGAGAGGAAGUCUGAAGGGAUUCCAGGAGUCCCGGUGUGCGGCGCACUGAGAUGGAGACCGACAGAUAGCCUCGCUCUGUGCGUCCACAGGCAAGACGGGACUGACCACGGACGAGCCUAUCAAACGUCACUUCAUUAAAGCCCUCUGACAUAUAUUCUCCUGGUGCGGCCAUUUUGCGUUACUUCGAUGUCAAGAGAUCAAGUGUACCAAACUGUGCCAAGCAAUAUUAGUACAAUGUUCAAAUCCUGACAUGAACGAUCGGUACCAAAACUAACAUCCAAAGUACUGUCGCGGCAUCUCCAAGCAGUCCUCAUUUGCAAGCUUCCUUGACUACCGUGUGUGACAAGGUUUCUGAUCCAACACUCCUCGUCUGAUCAGGAGCACCAGUCGCCUCCCCUUUCACCCAUCACUCUUGACAAGCCCAGGGGGGGGAAUAUAUCUCAGAGGAAAAGGAAGAUCACUUGACACGGGUCAAUGGAAGAAACCAAGAGAAUAGUUUUAUACGGCCCCACCUCCCCUAUCCCACCCGAGACAUACUAGCAUCGUAGACCCUGCCCUGCACACAGCGCCAAACCCCCCCCCCCCCACCACCACCACCUCUCCCCCUCUCUUUCCUCUCCUCCUAUGCCACAAGCUCACAGUGCCUGCCUUCCCACUGCCUCUUUCCCGUGUGUUUGUGUAUGUGUGUAUGUCAACGCACGCACACGCGUACAAAAAAAAGGACGAAAGCGCACGCCGACGGCGCGUGCGCGAUUCACUUUUGUAUGCACGUACCCAUAAGGAGGGGGGGGGGGGGGCGUCGCGGCGUGAGCUCGGACUCGCCCCGCUCCGCCGCACGCGCGCCCCCUUUGCGCGAGUGUGUCUGUGUGUUUUUCUAAGUCUGCGUGACUUUGAUUUGUACAUACCUGCGCGCACGUGACGUGCACAACUGCCACCCCCCCGUUCUCUCUCGUUUCAGCUGGUUUCUCAGUUAUGGCUUUUGGCGUAGCAGUCUCACAAUACAGUAGGGCCACUGUAUUGCCAUAUAUUAAAAAAAGACUCACAGUAGAUAUCUUCAACAUAGACUUUUUUUUGUUUUGUUUUUUCUGCUUAUUUAUAGGUGCUGUAUUUCACAUUUAUACGUCUUAUUUUAAUAUCUGUUUUUUUAUGAUAUUGUUGUAUGGAAGGGACUAUAAGGGGGUCGUGUUACAAUAUUGUUUUGUUUUUGUUUUAUAGACUGAUAGACUGCCGGCAGUAUUGGGUUAUGCGUACGAGAUGUAGUUGUCAUACAUGUAUAUUAGUGAUCUUUGAAGAUGUUUUGACAGUGUCAUGAAUAUGGUUUUAUCUGAAACGAGAGCAAUGUAAUGACAUGUCAAUAAGGAUUGCGUCAUGGUGCAUUCACCGUUCAUUAUUUAGAUUUGUUUUUAUUUUUCUUACAUUACUUGUAUGUCUGGAAAGUAUGUAUUUUCCAGGAGUAUAGAUCACAUUUGCAAGCGGCAAUGACAGCAAGCCAAUAUUGUCACAGUUUUCAACCUACUCUUUCAGUUCACACCGUGCACCACAGGGAUGUUGGAUCCAGAGACUGUUAUUGGUGAGGUAGCAUCCGUGAGAUAGCAUCUGCAGGCUUGGGACUUCCUAUUGGCAUCACCUCAGAAUCACCCCUUAUAACAGUAUUCACCUUUAUGCAAUAACGUUGUCACAUUUCAAUAUUGUGAAUAAGUAAUGAUAGGAUCGUACUGUAAGACAAGCGCAAAUUUACAAUGGCUGCGGACAACUUUUUGUGGACCGACCAACAGAGCGAUUUAUUGAGAUGCUGGUGGCAGGUAACAAGUGUGAACGUGACGCAACCGUGUUUAUCUGUGGGCCCGGCGUGUGUUAGGUUCUUUACCUGGACUGAUAUGGGCAACAUGUGACUGCACAAGGCUAGCUAGUUAUUUGAAAACAUAAGCUAUAAACUUCCAUGCACCUCCAAAAGGAAGAACCUAUUUCAUAUUUUGUUCAUUUCCAUGGCAUCACUUUCAUAUUAGAUUUUUCUAAAUGUAUUGAAACUGUAACGGCGUAACUACAACAAAAGAAUAUUGUAAGAUUUUUGACCUGAUGCAAAUUUCGAAUGCGGUCAACUUCAAGUAUAUUUGGCACUGUAAAUUCAUCCUGGGGCUUUUCUCUUAACAAUAACAGAGUUAUGGUGUUGAAAGCACAAAGCACUACUGACCAAAAACCCUUAAAAAGGGGUCAAAGUAACUGCAUGCCCCAAUUUAGCCUAUUCUGACCUUUAGAGAUCAUGUAACUAAGAGAUUAUUGGCAAAUAGCAGAAGUAGACGUUCUUGCCAAUUUGCUGCACAAUAAAUGGUAGCCCAUUGGGAGCCAUGAUAGUUUGCCUGGUUUUCUGGAUCGACGAUGCCUGCCAUUCGACUGCUCCUCCUUCAGCAAGGCUUGGAGGGAUUAAAUCCCUUCUGGAGGGCAGUGGAGUGGGCACAGUACCAGAAACCACUGCAUACCGGCCUGGUUUCAAACCAGGCUCCCGCAAGUGCCACAUUGCCAGCUUGGCAAAGCCACAGCAGUCACGCUUAGCUGGUUCCGAUUUUGUACCGAAACGGAUGGUCAAAUUAGAUCAUUAGAAUUGUUAAUCACAUAAAAGCACAAGUUCUGCAACUGUUUUGUUUAAGCAUAACAGGUUUUGUUUAAGUAGUUGUUUUGACAAGUGAAACGUAAAUUUACUACCCCAAAAUACUACCUUUCAAAAAAGGCUUAGAUUAUUCAGCAUCAUUAAGCUGACUUGUCAGUUUAGCACUUAUUGGUCUGUGAGUUUUUAAUCUCAAGACCACCUCUUAUUCCUAUAGGAGUGCCUUUGCCUUAAAUGAUCCAAGUAUCGAUAUUGUAAAGUUUUUGUUGCCCAUAAUAAUUGAAUGCAGUAAAGCUGUCUCGGGUCUGUUGGACUGUGGUCUCGCGUCCAUCCCAUCUUCCUUUUAAUGUCCAUCUCCUCUUGGGAGAGCCGUGUGCAGUCAUUACAUGGAAGCGACAUUACGUGUUGUUUUAGUCCGCCACUCCCGAAGGUUUUAGUCAGCCGCGCCUUUUGUCAGGAAAAUGCUCAAGAGGUGAUGCCAAUACAGUCCGUUAAACGCCCCAGAUAUGAACUUCCGUGUGUGGUAGGGCGUCCCUCUUAUCCUUUUUGUUGUUACAGUAUGAUGGACUUGUGGAAGGCAUUUUUAAAACACAAAGAGACAUUUCUUUACGAUCGAGCACCAUCAACCUCCCAUCUUUUAUUCCCUUUUCACAGGUCAAUUUGUUUCGUGUUGGAGUAUCGUUCCAUUUAAGGGGGGGGGGGGGGGGGGGGGGUUGUGCACUCUGAGCUAAAGAAAGUCACCCUGCUAGAAGUAGAAACCAAAGUGAUUGAAUGAGUUUGUACCAUUUCCCCCAUUAUCAAAUUGUCCUUGUGUCAUUGGAUGUAGUCAUGUGACCGUCUCCCCCACCUCAUUGUCCCCAUGCAAUAGGUUAAUUUCACACAGAACAUUGGUCAUUGUCCUUGUUAUACUGUAGGUGUGCUUCACAUAUGACAUUAGGUUGUUGGACUUGUUACUUGAGGCAACAGUAGUAUGGGAGAAACCAGACUAGUCAAGACGUAAUAUCCCACAGAAGCGAUACCCAGUCUAACAAAAGGACCAAAUCAGGCUUGAACAUGUCUGACAGUUACUAGUACAGUCUAGCACCUGUUCAAGUAGAGGUCAUAAAGAACAGCCUGUGUUUAUAAGAUGAUGUACUGCAUUAAACAGGUUGGGAUCGAUCCUAUAUUCUUUGCUCUUAUUCAUACGGCAUGUAUAUUUCUGCCAUUGACAGGGAAAGGUUAUCUUUAGUGUUGGUCACUUUUUUUUUUUUUUUGUAGCUACAAAGUUGUCUGUAGUUUUCUGAAAAGAACGGGUAAGAUAUCAUGAAGAACUAGGGGACAGGAUUUCACAGACAAGUCCUGGAGCAAGCACCCAAAGCUACACUGGUUUAUACAAAGGGCAUUUUGCAUGUUUGUGCCGUUUUUGUGCUUCUGUUCCCUUGUGUGUUUUCUGUUGUUAAUAAGAAAAAACCCAGGAUUUUUUUGGUGGAGUCUGGUGUUCAGUCAAACAGUGUACAAUUUGUUGCGGAAUCCAUGUGAUUCUUUUGGAUGAAUUUCAGGAAUUUGCCCUUUGCAAAUAUUUUUCUAUAGAAUUUAGCAGAUUGCUAUCAAUAUUAUAUACACUGUCAUAUAAAAUUGUACAGAUUAAUUAUAUCCUUAUAGCAAGUUGUUAAGCAUUACUAUGGGUUUUGUUUUAUGUUUAUUACUGUCGAAGUAUUGGUAGUUCUCUGUGGAGUGGGUUUGUUUAGCUCUGUUUUUCCCUUGUCAGAAUUAUGAAAACCUCCCACUUCUGCAAUGGUACUUGGUUACCUGCAGAACGAUUAGCAUUAGACAGCGCUUGUCUCAUGGUGUUUGUGUAUCACGGAUUCACAUUUCUCGUAUGACCCUCAAAUCAUUUCAUUUUUUUCCUUAAGUUAUUUGUAAAACCAACGUUUAUCACCGUACAAAUGAAGACCAAUGCCUUGAUUCUUGUAUCGUAUGAUGACACAUAUCGAGCCCCAUUCUCUUUGUGUUUUUACACUCAUUUUGCCUUUUUUGAUUUUGCUUUUCCAGUGUCAAAAGUCACGAGUAGUGUCACAAGGUUUUUGACAAUGUUUGCCAAAAGUUUGAUGCAAAUUUGGAUUUUUUCCUUUCAUUGGUUUGCCUUCCAGUUUAAAGUGAAGAUUGAAUUUAACAUUUUAUGUUCCUUUUUUUUCUAUCAAGUCUCAGAAGUCGGUCAGGGAUUGACAAUUUGUUUGGGUUAUUGGGGAGAUCAGACAGGUGAUCGAGGAGAUCAGACAUUUGACAUUGUCAACUGAAUUACUCAUGAUCAUGGCAAAGGUUGACUUGAGGUUGAGGUGGGUUGUCAUACGGCAUUUCUCUUCAUACGUAGUGAAGUUUCUCAGAAGUGGGUUAGAAACCAGCUCAGCGAUUCAUGAACUACAUCUGAGUGUGAUUUUGAGCAGUCAGUGAAGGUUGCCUGAACUCCGUCUCCCACAACCCCUUGCUGCUACUGGAUCUAGUGGUGUGUUCAGUGAUAUAAGAGCAGAAUGACGCCCUGUCAGGUAGCCUCAGCUCUGCUCAGUGUCUCCAUUACUCAUUCAUAGUCACACAUUUUAGGAACCAUUUUCAAAUUUGACAAACACAAGAUUGUUUCUAACUUUGUUUGGCCAUAACUUGGUACUUUGUCAGAAUCAGUGAUCUUUGUUGUCAGGCUGUCCUAGACGAUGACUCCAUAAAGAACAAAGCUAGCUAUACCUGCCAAGACGUUGGCUCCUCACCUUUACUACUCUUCUACCAGGUUUAUAAGCAACCUUCGCAAGAGGUAUAUUUUUCAGCAGAUGAUUUCAAAUUUGGUACACUACUUUGUCAAGCCUAAGGGAAUUUUGACUGUGUGUGUGUGUGUGCGUGUGUGUGAGUGUUAGGAGUUGGAUGAGGAUGGUUUCAUUUGCCCCACCCUCAGUCAACCUGAUAAGUGCCAGAGGUCUCCAGCCCUGUUCUCAGUCACACAUCUGAUUUUCAGUUUGUUGGAUCUACUGUAAAUGUUAAAUUGCUGUUUGGUUCCCUUUCCUUUCUGUGUAUAAAGUAUCUAAAUAUACAUAGGUUACAAACUGUCAUAUCAGUAUCAGAACUUGAGAAUGCCUGUUACAAUAGACACUGUAGAUUUUCGGAAAUAAUUGAGACUAACAUGAUUUACUUUUUGCUUUUUAAAUGGAUAAGAGAAGAUUUUAUACCAAAUAUUAGUCAAUUCUUUUUUCACAGGUGGAAAUACCAUUUUUUGUCCCUUGAAUAAUAAGUUUAUUGCUGAGCUCUUUUUGGCCUACGCCAGUGUGUUCAGAGACCUUCGUUGUACAGAUAUAGCUUCCAUAUACAUUUUUAUUUGUGCGAUUCCUCAUGAAGGUUGUGUGAUUUGUGUUAACCAGACUUCACAUUGAAGUUAACAAUGUUACGAAAAGAAAAAUCCCUUCAACCAAAAAAGUGUCUUUUUCAACGCAAGUGGCACUUCUAACCUAAGAGUUUCAGAAUAAUUCACAUUUCUUCAGACACGUCAUUUUAAAUCAUGGAUUUAACGUGGGCAAAUGAGAAACAUUGUCCAGUGGGGGGGUUUCAGGCACUCUUAAAAUGUUGCGUGUGUUUUUGUGUUGAACGAGUUUCUCGCAGUUUUAAGGGCUGCAAUUCUUUCUUUCAUUUAAGUGUGCGUAACCUUUUCUUUUUUACUGACUGCUUUGAAAGUGAGGAACCCUCCCACCAUCUCAGCUGGUUUAGUUGUGUAUCUCAAAGCUCAGGUGGAAACUACUUUUAGCGGAGUCCUUGUGUCACUAUCGCCAUUGGCAACCCCCCACCUCCUCAGUCGAGAGCGAGGUAUGAUUGGUUGCCGUCCGCUGUUCUAUUUUUCUAUUCAGCAGUUGUAGGCCUCAUGAUCAUUGGCAAAGAGAGGUUGAUUCUUCCCUCACAGAGAAAGAAAAUAAGAAAACCUCCUUCAGUUGGUUCUCCUGUUUGUUUGUUUUUGUUUUGUUUUUUUACUUUAAUCUGGUUCCUUUCAAUUUUUGGUCAUUUUAAGUCAUGUAGUCUGUUCUCAGCACUGUAAGACAGUCCCUAUACAAUAUGGAGAAGCAAUAUCACUGUAUGAAACUCACAAUGUAUUAUUGUUCUUAUUAUUAUUGUUAUUAUUAUUCACUAGCACCCUAGGUGUGAUAAUUGAAGUAAAUAUCUUUUAUACAAACACAAAA